Messenger RNA from Melampsora larici-populina 98AG31, 819 nucleotides. RefSeq lists its product as uncharacterized. The coding region runs from base 1 to 819 and encodes 272 amino acids. The record is from RefSeq and is a predicted model, not a curated record. The transcript has 7 exons. Lineage: Eukaryota; Fungi; Basidiomycota; Pucciniomycetes; Pucciniales; Melampsoraceae.
AUGUCAUUCUUGAACGCAUCUACUUGCACCAAGACCGUCCGAGGGUUGACUGUAGAUUAUCACAAGCUAAGUUUGACGGUGAUUUGGCUGUACCUUGUGGCUCAGAUUGGUUAUAAUCUUCUCAACUCUGAUUGCAAUAGAACACAAGUUACGCUUCAUAGGAUUCCUCAUUGGCUUGGAGUCAGCUUUUCGAGGAUGUCUAAAAGGAUUUUCGAGGUCUUCCUCGUCGUUUGCGGUCUCCUGAACGGAGCAUUAGCAGUGGCUGAGAUUGGACUGACGAUCAAAGCGUUUUCGAUUCUUAAUGAGCGGAAAAAACUAGUCUCCUCAAAGCUUCCGGGCGGUAAACUUUUCGCAAAACCCAUCCUUUCUGUCGGAAUUGCCCUGAUCGUGGUUUCAUUAGUUGCAUUGGUCGCAUCAAUCUUCACUAGCACUAUUCGAUUUACUCAGCGCUCCAAGAAGUGGGUAUCUCUAUCAUUUGGAGUCGCAGCUUUUGUUUUCCUGCCUGUCUUGAUAGCAGGAACAGUGAUUGGUGCAUCAUGGCACGCUGCUGUUACCGCGAGAUUACCCCAGACAUUAGUGGAUCAGUUGGUCGCAGCUAGUGGUAUAAGCCUCUACUACCAUGACUAUAACGCUGUGAUCGGCCUAAUUGUAGUUGGCUGGGUGCUAUUCACUGGCUUGGUUCUAGCUUCGGUCCUCGAAAAGAAGGAAUUCGCCGAAGCAGAAAAAACCCAGCAAGUUGGGGAAGAUGAACUUGUCUGCUUUGCUUUGGGUUCCGCUCAUCAAACUGUCGUCUUAACUUCAAAGACACUUCUAGAGUGA